AUGGCGCGCCGUGCCUCCCGCCUUUCCGCGUCCGCGACUCCCGGGCUCGUCUCUGCACACGAGGCACCCGAAGACAUGAGCCUCGACAUCCCCGAACAGCUCCUCACGCCCGAGGCCAGUCGCUCUGAAACAUCGAGCAACAAUGAGAACGCGUUAGCAGAAGAAAAACCCGUCACGCGGCGCCGUUCAACACGAGUAGCACGCGUAUCGUUGGCCGCUGACACCCUGGAUACCGCACCCGAGGAAGAUGAGACGCCGACUUCCUCCAGCCAGGCCUAUGUGGAUAGCCUUGCCAAGGCGAAGCGCACGCGCUCUUCGCUGCGGCAUAGCCUUGCUGUGAUAGAAUCUUCUCUGUUCAAGGGCACCGCGGAAGAUACCAUGACGGACAACCACUCAAUGGCCCCGGACACUCCCGUUUCGAAAUCAUCACAGGAAACCCCUUUGGAGGAUAUGGCUACCUCGCUUCAGCAACGGAACCUGCGAAAGCGCGUGGAGAAGGCACUGGCCGAGGAUGAAGGAACCCCGAAGGCUAAGACGUCUAAGAGUAGUUCUCGCGGCUCAGUACGACGAUCAACUCGUCUCAGUAUUGUGGAUAAAGCAUCUGAUCUUUUCGACCGAGCAAACAGUGUUUUGGGAAAGCGGUCGAGGAAUCUGGGUGAAAAAGGCAAGGAACUAGGUCGACGCGCCAGCCUUCGUUCUCGACAUGUCGCGCCUGAAAAGGAGGAUGCCGGCCCUGCGCCCGCUGAGCCUGCAUCAAAGAAGCGUCGAGUCUCUGAAAGCGAUUUGUCCAAGCUGCAGGCUCAGGAAGCUAGCCGUUCGCAGGAAGCUAGCCGUUCAGAAGAACCAACAGCCCCGGCUGUAAAGCAGUAUAAACCCAAACGCUGGCUGUCACAUGGACUGUAUACUGGCCAAGAACCGACCGAUUCACCCCCGAAACAACGUCGAAGCAAGACCUCCUCUAAAGCGAGCGGUAUUCCUCAACAGCGGAAACUUAUGCCUAUGCCAAUGUUUGCCGGGGCACGUAUGAUUCAAAGCGGCCGGAAUUAUCAGGUUCCAUUCGAUAUCUUCUCACCUCUUCCGCCUGGUCAACCCAAGCCGAACGAGUGGCGCAAAACUAACAAGAACGUAUUCAUUGGCGAUGCCUCCAGUGAAUGGAGAGCCAACAAGAAGCUGGAGCUUUCUACCUGCAUGUGCGAGGAAGAGACUGGCUGCGAUGAAGACUGCCAGAAUCGCUAUAUGUUCUACGAAUGCGACAGUGGUAACUGCCGACUGGGCCCGGAGUGCGGUAACCGCAACUUUUCUGAGCUCAAACAGCGAACCAAGGCUGGCGGCAAGUACAAUGUUGGAGUUGAGGUGAUCAAGACUGUGGAUCGUGGAUACGGUGUCCGCAGCAACCGCACAUUCGAGCCCAACCAGAUUAUUGUUGAGUAUACUGGUGAGAUUAUCACACAGAUUGAGUGUGAGAGGAGAAUGAGAUCGGUGUACAAGAAUAACGAAUGCUACUAUCUGAUGUACUUUGAUCAAAACAUGAUCAUUGAUGCCACUCGAGGAUCCAUUGCUCGCUUUGUCAACCAUUCGUGUGAACCUAAUUGCCGUAUGGAGAAGUGGACUGUUGCCGGGAAGCCGCGCAUGGCCCUUUUUGCCGGAGAGAACGGCAUCAUGACUGGACAAGAGCUGAGCUACGACUACAACUUCAACCCGUAUUCUAGCAAGAACGUCCAACAGUGUCGUUGUGGAGCAGAGAACUGCCGAGGAAUCCUUGGCCCUCGUCCAAAGGAUAAGGAUCAACGUCCCAAGAUUGUGGAGGAAAAGAAGGUUGUGAUAAAGAACAAGAAGAUGAUCAGCACAAAGCGAAAGCUUGCAGAUGAAGAUGAAAGCACUAACGCUCGUGGAGGAAAGAAGCGUAAGAUGAUCACGUCCAAGUCAAUCAAGGCUAGCGUCAAGAAAGUCAUGGCCAAGGCUACCACUGUACGCGGAAAGGCGGUUGCGAAGAAGGCAACCACCACAGCCCGAGGCAAGACUGUCUCCAAGCAGGGCGUCAAACUGCCCAAGGUGAAACCAGCUGCCAGAGUCAAGGCUGCUGUUCGGGGACCCCGACGAAAGGCGGACACUGCGAAGAUUGCACCAGCCUCCCCUGCCAAGAAUUCGCCCCUCAAGCGGCCAUCUGCUGAGACCAAAAAGCAGAUUCUUGCUGCCGCCGCCAAGGGCUCCAGGUCACAGGCUAAGAAGUCGCCCGCAAAAUCUCCUGCCAAGUCACCCGGAAAGCUUGGUCGGAAGCCUGGCCCCAAGCCUGGUCCCCGUAAAGCACCGACGAAGAGCCCUAUCAAGGCUCGGAUGACAACCAAAGAUAAGGGCACCGUGGCAGCGUCAAGUCCUGCUAAGGUGAAGACUGCCAAAGGCAAGGGUUUGGGUGCGAGUGUGCGAAACGCAGCGAAGAACAUGAUGCGCGGCGUUAAGGGAAUGAAGAAAUAA
Messenger RNA from Penicillium atrosanguineum, 2472 nucleotides. Its product is annotated as putative histone-lysine N-methyltransferase (Ash1). Gene Ontology annotation, cellular component: nucleus; chromatin. Gene Ontology annotation, molecular function: histone H3K36 methyltransferase activity; protein binding. The record is from RefSeq and is a predicted model, not a curated record. The coding region runs from base 1 to 2472 and encodes 823 amino acids. NCBI's taxonomy places the organism in Eukaryota, Fungi, Ascomycota, Eurotiomycetes, Eurotiales, Aspergillaceae. Gene Ontology annotation, biological process: regulation of DNA-templated transcription. The transcript has 4 exons.